AUGGGUAAAAAAAUUAAUCAUUCACAAAUAUUUCCUAAUAACCCAAUGCUCAUGUGUAUAUGCGGUAGUUCCGGUUCUGGGAAAACUCAUCUCACUUUUAACAUGUUGACAACACCAAACCUUUUAGAUUUCGAUUCUUUGUGUAUCUACACAACAACACCAGAGCAAUCGUAUUAUCAAUUUCUCAAAGCUUUAGAAUAUCUACCAAAGAAAGAUGUUCAAGACCUAUUUCAAUAUUACAAAGAAAACGAAGAAGAAGUGGAAUUAAAAGAUUUCAUAGAUAAUUACAUCGAAGGAAAGAAACCAACGGAUAUAAAAGUUUUUCUUACGAAAAAUGUUAAUGAUCUAGAUUUGUCUCAAAUUGAUAGCGAGCGAAAGAACUUACUAGUGUUUGACGACUGCGUAGCGCAAAGAAAUCAAGCCGUUCAACAAGAAUUCUUCACGAAAGGAAGACAUCACAACUGUCACUGCAUAUACCAAUCCCAAUCUUUUUACGGGAUGGAUUCUAUGUUCAUUAGAAAAAAUGCGAAUUAUUUUUUAUUAUUUGAAACGACAAAGAUUUAUCUCAAAUCGUUCAAUCGAUAA
This is a messenger RNA of Lottia gigantea (owl limpet), 585 nucleotides long. RefSeq lists its product as hypothetical. NCBI's taxonomy places the organism in Eukaryota, Metazoa, Mollusca, Gastropoda, Lottiidae. Bases 1 to 585 code for a protein of 194 amino acids. The transcript has a single exon. The record is from RefSeq and is a predicted model, not a curated record.